AUGGGUCGGACAGCCUUAACGAAAGCCAACAAAGAGACAAUCAUAUCGUACCUCCUUGAGCAAGGCGCUGACCCUAAUCUGAGAGGUUUAGAUCCUACCGCCGCAGACUCUCCUAUCCAUGAAGCCUGCGGCUACUCAUCUUUCGAAAUCGCAAAGCAACUACUUGAUUUCGGGGCCGAUAUAGAAACAAUGGCAGUAUCAGGGUACGGCACGCCUUUAAUGAGAGCAUGCCUCCCGUGGGAUGAUAGCAAAAAGGAGGACCCGGAGAAAUUGAUCAAAUAUCUCAUCGACCAAGGCGCAAAUGUAAAUGCUAAGAGUUACUACGUUGGAAGCCCAGUAGCAGCUGCCGCCUUGGGAAUGAAAUCAAGUAUUGUCCAGUUAUUAUUAGGAAAAGAAGUAUCCGUUGAUAGCGAGGAUUCCUUAGGCCGAAGACCAAUUCAUUUUGCUGCGCUCCACAGUAUUGCCAAUUUCCAGAUCAUUAUCGAGGCGAAAGCUGAUAUCGAAGCAAAGGAUAAGCUCAAUCGUGGCGCCUUGCACUGGGCUGCCCAAGCCGGUCGUUCCCAGGUUAUCAAACAUAUCAUAGAGCUUAACCCUCAAAUAGAUGUGGACCAAAGGGACAUAGACGGGUGGACGCCUCUUUGUUGGGUGGCCAAAGGGGGAGGUAGUUGGCUAUUUGAAGACGAUGCCAAUGAUGCCGAGGAUACGAUUGGGGUAACUAGGGCACUGUUAGAACAACACGCCGAUCGAUCUAUUCAGUGCCCGGUUGGCAAUGAACUUUGGACUCCGCUUGAGAUCGCCUCCUACUUUGGGGCCAAUCCUGGAGUUAUUGACCUCUUGAGAAAUGGUCUUGAAAAAGAAGAUGAGGGACAAGUAACAAAGGAUAUUCCAACACCAACCGAAGAGAACCACUUGGUGCUCCCAAGAGCGGCUCACGUACACGAUACUGCUUGGUGCGACAGUUGCUUUCUGAAAUGCUAUGUCCAUUUGGAUAUUGUCCACGAGUAUAAGCAUGACCAUGAGUUCGAGGAGAGGGGGCCAGAAUAUGACGCAAUGUCAGACUCCAACGCAGACGAGGAUGAUAAAUCAGAGACAUCGUCAGUCACCGAAUCAAGCAUUGAUGAUAGUGAAGAAAGUUCGGAAGAUACUAAAGAAGAGGAGGCAGAUGAUUCAAGUGAAGAGAAUUAA
Daldinia childiae is the source of this 1185-nucleotide messenger RNA. RefSeq names its product Alpha-latrotoxin-Lh1a. Gene Ontology annotation, molecular function: protein binding. Lineage: Eukaryota; Fungi; Ascomycota; Sordariomycetes; Xylariales; Hypoxylaceae. The transcript is spliced from 2 exons. The record is from RefSeq and is a predicted model, not a curated record. The coding region runs from base 1 to 1185 and encodes 394 amino acids.